This is a messenger RNA of Triticum turgidum subsp. durum (durum wheat), 1125 nucleotides long. The record is from the annotation of a GenBank genome assembly. Lineage: Eukaryota; Viridiplantae; Streptophyta; Magnoliopsida; Poales; Poaceae.
AUGGCCUCGCCGUCCUCCAUGCCUGCCCGUAUUCACAUCUUCCUCCUAGCAGUCCUGCUUUCUCCCGUCCCGUUUUCUUCUCCCGGUCCGACCAACGGCAGCGACACCGACCUCGCCGCCCUUCUGGCUUUCAAAGCGCAGCUCGCCGACCGUCUCGGCGUCCUUGCCGCCAACUGGACCACCGGCACGUCCUUCUGCCGCUGGGCCGGUGUCUCGUGCAGCCGGCGCAGGCAACGCGCCACCGCCUUAUCAUUGCCCGACAUGCCUCUCCUUGGGCCACUGGCACCUCAUGUCGGUAACCUCUCUUUUCUCUCCGUCCUUAACCUCAGGAACACCAAUCUCACAGGGCCUAUCCCUUCCGAACUUGGCAGGCUACGUCGUCUCAGAUUCCUCGGUCUUCAUCAAAAGAGCCUGUCAAAUGCCAUACCUGCUGCCCUAGGCAACCUCACGAGGCUCGAGUUUCUCUAUCUUCAUUUGAACCAGUUGUCAGGCCAGAUCCCUCCUCAGAUGAUGCUACGCAUGCGCAACCUUACACAGAUUAAUCUGUACGGGAACGGCUUGAGUGGACAAAUACCUCCGUAUUUGUUCAACAACACGCCUUUGUUGACGUUCGUUAACUUUGGGAACAAUAGCCUCUCAGGUCCUAUACCACACGCCGUUGCAUCACUAUCCAUGCUUGAAUUAUUAAGACUGGAUUUUAAUCAACUCUCUGGCCUGGUGCCACAAGCCAUGUUCAACAUGUCUAGAUUACAGGAAAUUUCCUUAGUAAAUAAUCGUAACCUGACCGGAACAUUUCCGAGCAAUCAAAGUUUCAGCCUCCCAAUGUUACAGGUUGUUUCCAUAUAUGGUAACAAAUUUGCCGGUCGGUUACCAUCAGGGUUUGCAUCAUGCCAAUACCUACAAGUAAUUGAUUUGCACGAAAAUUCUUUUGUGGAUGUUCUGCCGACAUGGUUGGCCAAAUUGACAAACCUCAAAAAACUUAACUUGGGUUUUAAUCACCUUAUUGGCUCGAUCCCAGCGGCCCUUGCUAGUCUUACCAAAGUCACUAAACUAACUCGCAAACGGCAGUCUAACAGGGGAGAUUCCACCAGAAUUAGGUCUUAUGCAGGAACUCUCUUAUCUUGA